CCCCGUGCUCCUUGCCUCCAGCCAUCAUCGCAGUCGUUGGCCAACAUCCCUCAGCGCCCUUCUGUCCUCUCAAUGUCGCCUUGAUCUAUUUUAUCUUCUCGUACUUCAUCUACUUUAUCUCUUUAUCUGCCCUCACCGCCCUCGAAUAUCGCCUCGCUUUCCCUUCUAAUGACGGAUUCCGGUGCAUCUCGAAGACAACCCCCCAGUCCUCUCGUCUUUUCUCCAGAAUCCGUCCUGUCGCCUCCCUCAGCUCCCGGUCUCAAUGCCAGCACCAGCAACGGGGCUGGCGGUUCCAACACCGUCUCCAUGCCCUUCGUACGUCGGCAUGUGACCCGUCGUCUCAAGGCUGCCAAAGCGGAGUGCGACAAGGAAUUGCAGCGAAUCACGAACAAUAUCACUACGUUUUUCGAGGAGAGACUUAGAGAAGCGGAUCAUGAGACAGACUACAGAGACAGAGAUUCUCAGCAAGGAGAUUACGACUCUUACUUCCAUCCCGUUGAUCUUCGUUCUGAUUUUCAGACGGAUGAAUCUAGCUCUGAUGGUGGCUACGAGGCCGAGAUGGAGUAUGGUAGUCGACAUAGCCGUCAACCUUCCGCCUCUUCAGUGAGUCCAGGAUCCUUACGGCAGAAUAUACCCUGGGAGAAUAGGCCUCUCGGUUCAUCUAUUUCUUCAAGCGGGCUUGCGUCUAGCCCGGCAAACUCGACAAUCGUUCUUCCCGACGCUCCUCUAACUCGCAAGGCCACCACUUCCUCAACUGGCUCAUCGUCCUGGACAGCUCCUUCCCGCCGAUUGUCUCGCACGAUUCAUAUUCCUACCCGUCCUACUCGUUCUGGUCAAAGUUCUCGUUCCACAUCCCGCUCUCGUUCUCCUUUACCAAAUCUCCAAACGCACACCUCAUUUUCUGACUACGGCUCUUCCUCCACCUCUAAUAGACGCUCAUCACGAAUUAUUGUUGACGACCCAGUUGAUCCUAUCAUGACAGCGCUGUAUGAAAUAAUUGCGGUUGCAACCGACGUCACCGAAAUGUCUAUUGCCCAGCUUACAGCACAACCAAAGGCCUGCGAAAGCCUCGUGCAGAGGGUUCAAAACAUUGGGAAGGCAUGGGAUGAUCAUCCUGACUGGCAUGGUAGAAACUGGUAUGUACAGGUGCUGCUCGCUAUCGCUGGACUUAGUCGAGUCGUGGAAUGGUGGGAGGCUGAAAAGCAGUUUUGGAACUUUGACGACGACGACGAAUUGGACGAGCCGCUGACGUUCGUGAUGAAACCAGCCGAUGACUAUCCUCCUGCACCAACGCCAACUGUCAAACGAGAUAUGGAGUUGGAGGGUUUCAAGCUCAAUCCUGAGGGUGAAAGCAAGCUUCGAACAUCGAGACCUGCCAGUCAAAUUCGGAGAUCUAGAGAAGAGCAGACCAAGGACUUGGCUUUUUUCAGUUCACACGAGGCGGCUGACACACACUCUCGAAUCCCUUCUAAGGUCCAAGAAAACACAGAAUCAGCGAGGGUUUUGGCGACAGAGAGGUUACGGCUACAAGCAGAGACAGCACAGAAUCAGAACAUAGUCAUGGAGCUGAGUCUGGAUGGUGAUCACUUCAUUUGGAUUAACUAUGCUUGGAGGAUUGUUGUCGGCACGGAUCCAGAGGGUUUGAUUGGAACUCGUAUCUCGGUUUUGAUACAUCCUGCGGAUGCCUAUGUUUUCUCGACAGCCACUCAACGCCUCCUCGAAGAUGAUUCGCACACAGUCGAAGCACAGUUCCGUCUUCGGGUUGAUCGUGACGACGAUAGGGUCCCUCCCAACGGCCAAACAUUGUACCAGAAAAUGGAAGGGAAAGGGAUGCUCAUGGUUGACCGCGAUAUUUGCGAGCCCUCUUACACGAUGUGGGUUGUCAAACCUAUCGCUCCCCCUCGAUAUGAGCAUGAUUCUCCGGCUAUCACCCUUAUUGCAGCAGGAGAUAUAGAAUUUGACGAUUUACAAUCGACAUUGGACCUGGAGACGGCACCACCUCAGGAAGCUGAAUUGAGUGCUAACGAUCUCGAAGGCACAUUUUCAUUCGGCCAGCCUAUCUGCACAGAUCCUAUUCUGUGCCGCAUUUGCGAAUGCCAGAUACCUCAAUGGUAUUUCGAGAAACACAGCGAAACUUGUGCAGAGACCCAUCGACUCGAAGCCGAGAUUUCGGAGUGCAACGAGUCAAUUGCAGAGCUCAGAAACACCAUCAGAGAUCUAGGUGCGACCUUUGACCGUGACUCGCCCUCGUCUACCCCUUAUUAUCGCGGCAAGGCCGUCUUCUCUCCUUCGACGUCUCCUCUCAUAUCAGCCCCCUUACAGCUUUUUCGUAACACUAAGCUGCAGAAGAUGGGAGUAAAGAAGAUGCAGAGGAGGUUGUUGGAGCAGCUAGAGGACAUUUUAUUGGUGGCUUCUGAGGUUUCUAUGCCGUCUCUUAAAGAAGAAGAAGCCAAGGAGCCGAUAGAACGGCAACGAUUACUGUCACCGGGAUCGGAGCGGAAGAUGUUGCAGGUGAAGAACUGGUCUAAACCUAUAAUCGAAGACAACGCCUUGGGCAUGUUGGUCCAGGAUGCGGAGAGAGUCAUGAGGCAAAAGAUUGAUAACGUUGUGAGGAUGCAGAACAUUAUACGAUACGCGGAAAAGGUCUGGCAUGAAGCGGAGGAGAAGGUCGGAGCUUUACUGGAGAGUGACAGUAGUGGGAGCGGUGGUGGAAGUUCUACCAGCGAUGGAGAAGGCGAAGAUGGGGAACGCUUGGAGGACCAUGUGCGCGAACUUGUCAUAUCUACUCGCGAUGGACAGCAAGCAGCAGAAGACGAUCACUCGAGCACGACGUCAGAGUACGCAUACUUUGGCGGCGACAAUUACCAUUCAUCACCAGAUCCUACGCCAAUGGCAUCCACGUCACCUAUCCCUCUAGUGACCCCCCCUGAAAGCCGGCCCGGCUCAGUGCCAAUGCCACCUCCUCUCCCUCCUCGUCAAACUUUACACACGCGAUCCUCUACGCCUUCUUCGAUAUCUUCUCCUCUGGCUUUGGCUGCCCCCAUUGUCGCACAAUCCCUAGAAGACUCGGUGCCCACGAUGGAGCUCGAUCCUGGCCCUCUUACGAUUCAAACACGGAAGUCAUCUCAGAGCUUGCUGGAGCCUCAUCUUGUUGUUACCCCGCCCGCAUCACCCCAAGUCACUGCCAAAGAUGGUCUUGGCCGCGAACGCUCCAUGAAGCGUGGCCAUCGCCGUCAUUCUACUGUGAAUCAUUCAUCCAGUUCUUCGGGUCCGAUGUCUCCUCGACAGCCAUCAAUCGCCCCUCUAUCUAGGACUUCCCCGGCAUCCAUAAAGGACUUUGAUAUCAUCAAGCCUAUUAGUAAAGGUGCCUUUGGCUCCGUAUUUUUGGCUAAGAAGAAAGUCACAGGUGACUACUAUGCGAUCAAAGUGCUCAAGAAGGCGGACAUGAUUGCAAAGAAUCAAAUUACGAAUGUGAAAGCUGAAAGGAUGAUCCUUAUGAAACAAGCGGAAUCGCCUUUCGUCGCCAAGUUAUAUUUCACGUUCCAGAGCAAAGACAAUCUGUAUCUUGUCAUGGAGUACCUGAAUGGUGGCGACUGUGCUGCAUUGAUCAAGUCACUAGGAUCUCUUCCGGAGGAAUGGACGAAAAACUACAUUGCCGAGGUCGUUUUGGGACUAGAGUAUCUACAUCAACGUGGUGUCGUUCAUCGUGACCUGAAGCCUGAUAAUUUGCUUAUUGAUCAACAUGGUCACCUGAAACUGACUGACUUCGGUUUGAGCAGAAUCGGUCUUCUUGGUCGGCAAACCCGCGAGAGUCAGCCUGAUCGUCUGUACACUAGAUACAACUCUCGUUCACGUCCGCCUUCCAUGGACUCAGCAUACUUGUCAUCUCCAUUAGUAUACGCCGAACCCGGAGGUUCGUAUUUCACGCAGCGGGCCCAAUCGAUUUCCCGUGUAGGAACUUCGCCUUAUCUGCCUCCUACAGAUGAUGUCAGCGAAUCAAGCGGGUCGGAAUCUCUCAGCGGAUUCUUCCCUCGUCGCAGCGUGAAGAGCGACAGUCCCUUGCAAUCUUUCGCAACGGAACUUACAACCGAUCUGCGCUCGCAUUCGAAUUCAACCGGCGGGACACCCCCAGGGGAACAGAAAUUCGUUGGUACGCCAGAUUACCUUGCCCCUGAGACAAUUCUAGGCUUGCGUGUUGACGACGCUGCGGUCGACUGGUGGGCUCUCGGAGUCAUCACGUACGAAUUUUUGUAUGGUAUUCCUCCAUUUCAUGCAGAGACGCCAGAAAAGGUGUUUGAGAACAUUCUGUCUGGGCACAUCGAGUGGCAUGAGGAGUAUGUGGACUUCUCUGAGGAAGCUCACGACUUUAUGGCCCGAUUGAUGAUCUUAGAUCCCUCUGUUCGUCUCGGUGCGCAAGGCGCCGACGAGGUUAAAGCUCACCCAUUCUUCGAAGGCAUCGUCUGGGACAAGGUAACGACAACUGAAGCAGCAUUCAUUCCUCAGGUUACCGAUCCUGAGUCGACGGAUUACUUUGACCCUCGUGGCGCUAUCCCCCAGCUAUUCCAUGAUGACGACCAGGUUGCUCUUGCUGGCCAGUCUGCAUUAAAUAGCCCAGUCGUCGAUCCUACAAUGCCCCCUCCCCCUGUCCCCAUUCCUGUGGGCAACCGCGAUCCCGUUCCUUCAUCCGCGAGCGAUGAUUUUGGGUCUUUCAGCUUCAAGAAUCUGCCCAUCCUCAAACAAGCUAACGAUGAUGUUAUACGGAAGCUCAAGACUGAUCAAAUGGCUCCUCUUGCACACGCAGUUUCGGAAUCCUCAGGUCUCCACAACCGGCGGCGCAGCGUUUCUUAUAGAAUCAAGAAACCUCCAAGCGUCGUGACGACGAUGGAUCCCAAGGCGACAGUGACCAAUCCACCAUCUCCUGCUACCUCGACUUCGUCCAUAGCAUCUUCACCGUCUCGAUCUUCUCUGCCAACGUCUGCACCCGCGAGUGCGGGCCAUGCUCGCAAACCGUCUGAGUAUGGACCGGUCGACCGCUUCAAGCUAAACCAUAUGGAUGGCCUUGAUCGACGAAAUUCUAUGCCUAGUAGGUUACGCACCGCAUCGGUUUCCAGCGGAGGUGAUGGUUCGGGAUCCGAAACCUGGAAUUCUUCCAUAGGGCACGGAUCAAUGGGCACGCCUCCAUCAUCGGUUCACUCUAUUGACUUGCGGAGGGGUCCUGAUCCCAGCGACCGUGCAGUGACUUGUUUGCUUGCUGAAGACAACCCCAUCACAGCCAAAAUUAUCGAGACAAUUUUGAUUCGGUUGGGUUGCCGCUGUGUUGUGGUUGCUGAUGGUUCUGAAGCUAUUAGUGUUGCAAUGGGUGAUAUCAAGUUUGACUGCAUCCUAAUGGACCUGCAUAUGCCAGUUUUGGACGGAGAAGGUGCUGCGCGGUACAUCAGAAGUACUAACAGCAAAAAUACCAGCACGCCGAUUAUUGCUGUUAGUGCCUAUAGUGGUUCGGACCCGAGUGAUGCUACGCAUAACCUGUUCUCUGGUUUCUUGUCAAAACCAUUGCAAAAGGCUGAUUUACUAUCUGUCAUGCGCCAACUGGGCUUCAAAACGACCACCAUUCCUGGCGGACCUGGUGCCACAAAAGUCACCGCAUCUCACAUCAUCUCAUGACAUAAUCCACGUUCCUUUUUUGCCUCCGUUUGUUUCCUGCGUUAUCGUCUCACAGCCAUGCCCAAUCAUCUUUUUUUUUUCCCUUUACACAAGUCGCAAGCAUUUUCAUUACUUCAUACUAUCCUAUCCCAGCAUUCUUCUCCUCGUCGUCCUACAUUGUACGCUAUUUAGAUCCCACACCAUGUGCUAACAACCUCUGCAAGCUCUGCUUGUUCUUUUAUUGAUGAAUUGACGUAUGUUUGGUGGAAACUGCGAUG
Desarmillaria tabescens is the source of this 5918-nucleotide messenger RNA. RefSeq lists its product as uncharacterized. Gene Ontology annotation, biological process: peptidyl-serine phosphorylation; phosphorelay signal transduction system. Gene Ontology annotation, molecular function: ATP binding; protein serine/threonine kinase activity. Bases 169 to 5661 code for a protein of 1830 amino acids. The record is from RefSeq and is a predicted model, not a curated record. Lineage: Eukaryota; Fungi; Basidiomycota; Agaricomycetes; Agaricales; Physalacriaceae. The transcript is spliced from 8 exons. Gene Ontology annotation, cellular component: cytoplasm; nucleus.